CGUGUAAUCGUGUCUGUUUUAUAAAAUUGUAAUCGCUCCGCCCGCUGCUGGUCAAUUUUCUGCUAGUGUUGAAGGAAAUCAGUCUAUAUUUUCUGCAAGCUAGUAUUUGGAAAAAAUUGCUGCGUAAACAAAACUGUAUCUGUUUAGUGAAAGUUACUAAUUACUCCUUAAACAUAAAACGUAUGCGUUCAGACCAGAAUAAAGCUGAAUAGAAUUCGGACAAAACAUUUUCAGAGCAUCGUUGUUCCGGGGACAAGUGGCCGAAAGGAUUAAUUCAUCCGAUUCAUCACGGUGAACGUGGUGUUGCCUGUGGUUUUAGCUGUAUAUAUUAGUGGUGAUAGUCUAGCCAGAAUGUCUGGAAAAAGCAUUAUGAACAAAUUUUUGCUCCGGAACAUUGUCCGGAUGAUGAUCAAUUGCUCGUACAUAUGUAUGUUCUACAUGAUGAUCCUCUGCUUGCUUGACACGGCAGGGGUAGGCGCGAACAAGAUGCCCGAAGAAGACAUCUCAAUGGCGACGGAAGUUAAUAAACCGGAUGUGGAAAGCAGUGGUAGCCCUACCGAGAAGAAGAAUGGUGGUUUCUUCAGCUCGGAUGUGGGCUUCGUACACGCGUUUGUCGCGUCCUUCUCUGUGAUCAUCGUUUCAGAGUUGGGUGACAAAACGUUCUUCAUAGCUGCCAUUAUGGCUAUGCGUCAUCCCCGACUAACCGUGUUUACCGGAGCGAUAGCAGCGCUAGCGCUUAUGACGGUCCUGUCGGCUGUAUUUGGAAUGGCCGCUACAAUCAUCCCACGGGUUUAUACGUACUACAUUUCGACGGCACUAUUUGCCUUGUUCGGUUUGAAAAUGCUCAAGGAGGGCUAUUAUAUGUCCGCAACAGAAGCAGCCGAAGAGCUAGAAGAGGUGCAAUCGGAUCUCAGAAAGCGCGAAGAUGAGUUGAUGCGCUCGAUGAACAGUAGCCGCAAGGAGACCGUUGAGCUGGUCCCUCUGAACGAACACGACAGUACUAGUAAAGCACUGACCGCACCCGACCGUACCAGCGGAAGCACACUGAACGGAUCGAUCCAUUCGCUCGUCUCGAAUCACCAUGAUCUGCCACAGCCGAUUCGCAUGUCCGCAUCGUCAUCCCAGUUGCAAGCAUCGAAUCACCAUCUCGCUAGUCAUCAUCUCAGUGAUAGCAUAAAUAAUAUUAAUAGGAAUAAGCAUGGCUCGUCCAAAAGUCUUGCCGUAACGGUGUUCGAGCAGAAUGAGCAACGCCAACGGACACGGUCCGGAGUCGUGGCCAACGGUGGAAUCGGUACAGGCGCCACCAUCAACGGUUCUGUGUCAAACGGAUUGGCCGAUGGGAGCGACAUAGUCACGUCCGGUUCGAUCGGUUCCAUUGGCCAAAGCAAACGGCUGGAAAAGGAAACUUCCGCCACGUUGAUCCAGGAUGCAGAAACGGGCGUGAUACGUAAAAAUAAGCAGCAAACGGCGAUCAAUCUUCUGCUACGAAUCUUCAUGCAGGCAUUUACGAUGACGUUCCUGGCCGAGUGGGGCGACCGGUCCCAGCUGACCACAAUCAUUUUGAGUGCCCGCGAAAACGUGUACGGUGUCAUCCUAGGCGGUGUUAUUGGCCACGCGAUCUGCACCGGACUGGCCGUCAUUGGUGGUCGAAUGAUAGCGCAGAAAAUUUCCGUCAGAACAGUCACUCUCAUCGGUGGAGUUGUUUUCCUGUUGUUCGCUGUGAGUGCACUGUUCUUCAGCCCGGAGGAAGAGCCUGUAAAGGUUUCGCCCUAGUGUGAUAAAUUUUCCGCUUUGAAAACUACCAUAGGCAAGAAGGUGACCCCAUCUUAAGUAUUUAAUUUUAGUAAGAGAAAGUGUUUACACUGUGCUGUGACGAGCAUCUUUUAUUUUUAUCGUUAAACCCCUCAGUUGCAUAUAAAUUAAUAGCUAAAUCCAUCCAAUGCAUGAAUCGCAAAAUAUACAUAGAAAAUUGUUCCUAUUUGAAUACACUCACAAACGGCUGGUUUGAUUUCUCCGUUAAAAAAUUGUACAAUUAGGAUCGCGGUUAUUAUAUACAGUAACUUAAAAAUAAAAGCUGUUUCAAAUCGUCUACGCGAGUCAAGCUUUUUUUCAAUAAACAAACAAGGUAACUUCAUUUGGAAUCAGACCUACAUCGCUGAAUCGACAAAUCCUUCGAGUAUGUACCAAAUAGGUAAUUGGAAACUUCUUCAUUAACCAAAACGCAAAAUCAAAAAUCAUAUCUUUCUUGUUGUUAUAAGUCGAUGUACAUUCUGAUCAGUCGUCAUUAUCUCCCAUGGGUAGUAAAAUUCGGGUUUUUGAUAUUUUAUUGACAAUUUUUCGAAAACCUUUAACGUGACUUCUUGGACGCUUGAUUUUAGGUAAAUUGAGAAAUGUACAGACAAUCGUCCAUCUUUAAAACCAUUUUUUUCUCUACCGCCUGGCAAAACUUCAUGGAAUAUAAUCAGUGUAUUCAGAACAUUGCUAGGUUUCUGUGUAUUGAUUUUUGUAAAGAUACAGUCUA
This is a messenger RNA of Topomyia yanbarensis, 2521 nucleotides long. RefSeq lists its product as uncharacterized. Bases 352 to 1773 code for a protein of 473 amino acids. Gene Ontology annotation, cellular component: Golgi apparatus. Gene Ontology annotation, biological process: Golgi calcium ion transport; manganese ion transmembrane transport; calcium ion transmembrane transport. Gene Ontology annotation, molecular function: calcium ion transmembrane transporter activity; manganese ion transmembrane transporter activity. The record is from RefSeq and is a predicted model, not a curated record. NCBI's taxonomy places the organism in Eukaryota, Metazoa, Arthropoda, Insecta, Diptera, Culicidae. The transcript is spliced from 5 exons.